AAUCACAAUGGCGUUCGCCGAAGAGGCCGAUGUCGUUGGGACGAUGUAUGAUACGAGGACGACCGGGGAAGACCAGGAACCCCGAAAUAUGCCCGGCAGAAGUCAGGUAUUCAUGGGCCUGUUAGUUAGCGGUAGCCAAUACCUACCCUACCGUGUAUAAAGCCUGCGAGGUUUGCUGGUUUCUCGAAUUUGAGAGAUUGCUCUUCACGCGCGAUUGUCUUCCGCCCAUAGGUCAAGAUGGCAUCACUCGUGAUCCUCCUCGGCGCCGCCGCCACAGCCUCUUCUCAGUAUGUUCCCAUGCCGUGGGCAUACGUCCAGAAUGAGCCUCCUGUACAGGUCAAAGUCAACGCCGGCGUCCGAUAUCAGACCAUGAUGGGCGGCGGCUGCUCGGGUGCCUUCGGUGUCGCCUGUGACCAGACCGGGUCUCGUGGACUGUCUGCCGCUAACCAGCAGCUGGUCAGCGACUACCUGUUCAGCGAGAACAUCGGCGGAUUGUCGAUCCUCCGCAACCGCAUUGGGUCCAGCCCGACAGAUGGCAUCCUCGGCAGCUGUCCUGCGUCCCCCAGUGCGCCCGCUAACUACACCUUUGGCUCCGACGAGGACACGGCCGACAGCUGCCAGCUCAAGCUGACGCGCCAGGCCCUGAAAGCCAACCCAGACCUCUUCGUCUACGCCGACGCCUGGUCUGCUCCCGGCUGCUUCAAAACCGACGCGACGGACAUCAACGGCGGCUUCAUCUGCGGUGUCCGCGGCAGCAACUGCACGCACGACUGGCGCCAGGCCUACGCCGACUAUCUGGUCCAGUACGUCAAGGAAUACGAGCAGCGCGGCAUCAAAAUCGGCAUGCUCGGCGCCUACAACGAGCCCGACUUCAACCCCGUCACCUACGCCAGCAUGGACUCGGACGGCUACCAGGCCAAGGAUUUCCUCGAAGUCCUCUACCCCACGGUCAAGAAGUACCGCAAGGACCUGCUGGUGUCCUGCUGCGAUGCCACCGGUGCGCGCCAGGAGCGCGAUAUCCUCUACGAGCUGGAGUCGGCUGGCGGAGGCCACCUGUACGACGUUGCGACCUGGCACAACUACCAGAGCGAGCCGAAAGAGAAGUUCAACACGCAGGGCCAGCCCAACCUCCAGACGGAGUGGUCAGAUGGCAGCGGCAACUGGAACGACACUUGGGACACCACCGGUCAGCUCGCCGAGGGUUUCCAGUGGGCACUCUACAUGCACAACGCCUUCACCCGGAGCGACACGUCAGGCUAUCUGCACUGGUGGUGCUCGCAGGACAACAACGGCGGCAGCGGCAGCGACGCCGUGCUGAUCCGGCUGCAAGGCGACAGCUUCGACGUGUCGGCGCGGCUAUGGGCGUUCGCGGGCUACUUCCGCUUCGCGCGGCCGGGCGCGGUCCGCAUCGACGCCGCCAGCAGCGUGGAGACGCUGUACGUCAGCGCAUUCGAGAACACCAACGGCACCGUCGCCAUCCCCGUCAUCAACGCCGCCCACUUCGAGCGCGACGUCGACAUCGAGCUGGCCGGCUGCAACCUCAAGAAGCACACGGCCGUGGCGUACCUGGCCGACAACACUCAUAACAACACCAAGGUGGCGUCGUACCAGAUUCGGGGCUCCGGCUUCAAGGUUAGCGUGCCGCCGCGGUCCCUGACGACUUUCUUCGUGGAGUAAGAUGGCGAUAAAUUAGCGCGAGGAGUAUUUUCGUGGUAGAAACAUGAAUCAGAUAGUUAUACAACUGAUUUCUAUUCAAUCGACGGAGCCAGCAAACUAUGGAAAAGGAGAUAUGAGAAAGGAGUAG
Molecule: messenger RNA, 1804 nt
Organism: Thermothielavioides terrestris NRRL 8126
Lineage: Eukaryota; Fungi; Ascomycota; Sordariomycetes; Sordariales; Chaetomiaceae
Product: glycoside hydrolase family 30 protein
Exons: 2
Coding region: 238-1677 (479 amino acids)
Biological process (GO): sphingolipid metabolic process
Molecular function (GO): glucosylceramidase activity
Source: RefSeq, a predicted model, not a curated record